UUAUAUUACCCCCUUAAAACCCCCCCCACCUCCCCUGUAUGGGUCCGUCUCAUUGUAGCUGGCAUUUGUCUUCUUUGCAUUUGCAAGCUCUAAUUCCGAAACCCAAUUGAAGGCUGGGAAUGGAGGUACUUGGUGGAGACGACCUUCUUCCUCUUCCUCACCCAGACCCUCUGGUCUUAGAGCUCAAUCGGUUGCAGAACCAACUGAAAGAGAAGGAGAGGGAGUUGGGAGUUGCUCAAAGUGAAAUCAAAGCAUUGAAAAAUCAACUGAAGCCCACAAGGCUAAGGCUAGAAGAGCUCACAAGUGAAUCUAGUAAAUUGGAUGAAAAGCUGAGGUUGACUGAAAGUCUUCUUGAACAAAAGAAUCUUGAAAUCAAGAAAUUAACAAACGAGAAAAAAGAAGCAUUGGCUGCACAAUAUGCUGCAGAAGCAACUCUUAGAAGGGUGCAUGCAAAUCAAAAGGACGAUGAUGCCCUUCCUAUUGGAUCUGUCAUUGCUCCACUUGAAGCUGACCUAAAGAUGUAUAAAAGUGAGAUCGCAGGACUACAAGAAGAUAAAAAGGCCUUGGAGCGGCUCACCAAAUCCAAAGAAGCUGCUCUGAUCGAAGCGGAGAAGAUUUUGAGAAGUGCUCUAGAGAGAGCUUUAAUAGUGGAAGAGGUUCAAAACCAUAAUUUCGAGCUGAAGAGGCAGAUUGAAAUUUGUCUGGAGGAAAACAAAAUCCUUGAGAAAACCAAUCGACAAAAGAUUUUAGAAGUUGAAAAGCUUAUCCAAACAAUUAAAGAACUUGAGGAGGUUAUUCUAGCUGGCGGUGCAGCUGCCAAUGCUGUACGUGACUACAAGCGACAGAUUUCUGAACUACACGAGGAGAAGAGGAUGCUGGAAAGGGAGCUGGCAAGGAUUAAGGUUUCAGCAAACCGAGUUGCAACUGUGGUGGCUAAUGAGUGGAAGGAUGAGAAUGACAAAGUUAUGCCUGUCAAGCAAUGGCUGGAAGAGAGAAAGUUGUUGCAGGCAGAGAUUCAACGAAUAAGAGACAGAUUAGUAAUAGCAGAGAGGACAGCCAAAGCUGAAGCACAACUCAAGGACAAACUAAAACUGAGGCUGAAAACAGUGGAAGAAGGUUUAAAGAAUGUGUCAAGUUUCGGCACCAGUUCUAAUGCAUUUUGUGUGUCUCCAAAACCUGAAAAAUCCAAUAAUAUCUUUGGGUUCUUAUCAAGCAACACUGGUCUAAGGAAGAGAUCUGCAUCACAGCCAAGAUCUUCCACCAUCAGCGAAAGCUCUCCUCUGCAGCAGCCAAAUGUAGAAAAUGGAACAUCAGAUGCUACUAGAGAACUGAAACAAGUGAACGGCUCCAAAAAGAAACAUGGCUCCGGGGAAAAUUUGCUGAGAAAAAGUUUAUGGGCAUCUAGAAGUAAGGUUGUUGACGGUGCUGGGAAAGAGAACAAGGAGAUGAAUGAGAACACCUUAGCGGAUGCUAGUAAUUUGAAGGACAAUGAGACCGCAGUUUCAGGGGAAGUUGAAACAAAAAGUGAGGGCAAUGGAGAUUCGCAUAACAAAGGGAGUAAUUGUAAUGAUCUGGUGUCGGGAUUUUUGUACGACAGACUUCAGAAAGAUGUCAUCACUUUGAGGAAGUUUUGUGAGGUAAAAGACAAUACUCUGACUGCUAAAGAUGAAGAAAUCAAGACACUCACGAAGAAGGUAGAAACUUUGACAAAGUCAAUUGAAGUAGAGACUAAGAAAAUAAAGAGAGAAGCAGCAUUAAAGGAGAAGGAAUCAAUGUCAGCUAAGGUGGAUGACAACAAAAAUAUCAGAAAUAUGAACUCUUCAAAAAGGGUUACAAGAGCAUACUGAAGAUACCUUUGGUCGGAUAAAGUGUGAACGGAAUGGAAAUGAGUGGAACUUCAUCUUGUGAUUCUUUCAGUGUAAAUAACAUUUGAAUGAUGCCAGAGAGUUGAAAUAAUGUUCUUAUUUUAUGGGAAAUUGGGGAAAUGAUAUUGUAACAUCCUUAGGCUGAUGUUUAUCAGAUUCAUUCUCUGCUUGAGAUUCAGAUAAUGAUAUUCAAUAUGACGUUUGAUUGGUUUGCCUGUGUGAACUGCUGUGCUAACUGUUCAUUG
Diospyros lotus (date-plum) is the source of this 2110-nucleotide messenger RNA. Its product is annotated as microtubule-associated protein 70-5. NCBI's taxonomy places the organism in Eukaryota, Viridiplantae, Streptophyta, Magnoliopsida, Ericales, Ebenaceae. The coding region runs from base 120 to 1847 and encodes 575 amino acids. Gene Ontology annotation, biological process: cytoskeleton organization. Gene Ontology annotation, molecular function: microtubule binding. The transcript has 11 exons. The record is from RefSeq and is a predicted model, not a curated record.